Messenger RNA from Sceloporus undulatus (fence lizard), 441 nucleotides. RefSeq names its product Jupiter microtubule associated homolog 2 (gene JPT2). The record is from RefSeq and is a predicted model, not a curated record. The transcript has 4 exons. Gene Ontology annotation, cellular component: nucleus. Lineage: Eukaryota; Metazoa; Chordata; Lepidosauria; Squamata; Phrynosomatidae. The coding region runs from base 116 to 424 and encodes 102 amino acids.
GACCUUUUUUGCACGAAUCGUUCUGAAAAACAGAGUGUCGAAACCUCCGGGAGGAAGCUCCAGCAACAUCUUUGGAAGCCCAGAAGAAGCCUCCGUCUCUCUCAAACCGCACCGAAUGGCAUCCAACAUAUUCGGAGGAGGGGAAGAACCUCAGGCCUUGCCCAGAAAGACAAACCCUCCAGGUGGAAAGGAUAGUGGAAUUUUUGAGGACCAUAAACCUAAACCUUCACAUCAACUUACAAAUCCCCCUGGUGGCAAAAGCAGCAAUAUAUUUGGAUCUCCACAGCCUUCUUGCACUGUCAAAGCACACCCAAACAAGCCCAAGGAUCACACUGUUAUUUUGGAUGACAGAGGCGAUUCACAACAGGAACGAAAAACAAAAGCUACAGAAGACCAAAGACCCCACAAUGGAAGAUAUGAGUAAAAUAAAGAACACAGAAG